Molecule: messenger RNA, 7658 nt
Organism: Biomphalaria glabrata
Lineage: Eukaryota; Metazoa; Mollusca; Gastropoda; Planorbidae
Product: myosin heavy chain, striated muscle-like
Exons: 43
Coding region: 293-6223 (1976 amino acids)
Cellular component (GO): myosin complex
Molecular function (GO): ATP binding; cytoskeletal motor activity; actin filament binding
Source: RefSeq, a predicted model, not a curated record
UACCUAUUUUUAGGCCACGAGCCAAAUAAUUCUCUCCCUUGUGAACAUUGUGGAGGCGCCACUUGUGUUGUUUCUUUUUUUUAUUCCAUCUUCACUUCUGCUCGUUGCUGGAUUACAUGUCACACUGCUGGCUGUUCUGAGUAGGUCUUGAACUAAACGGUACACCCGAAGACCUCACAGGUCCAAAUCUCUGUACUUUUGAAAUCAAAGUUUCGCAUCGACCUUCAGAGACCUUAGAAAUUGAGUUCUUUGUAUCUAUUUAACACACGGUAGACACAGUGAGCUAAAGAAAAUGUCUGGAUUAGACGUGAGCGACCCAGACUUCCAGUACCUGGCUGUAGACAGGAAGAAGUUGAUGAAAGAGCAGAACCAAAACUUUGACGGCAAGAAGUCCUGCUGGGUGCCUGACGCCAAAGAGGGUUUCUUGGCUGCUGAGAUCCAGAGUACAAAGGGUGAAGAGAUCACUGUCAAGAUUCUCAAGAACAAUGAGACCAAGACUUUCAAGAAGGAUGACAUCCAACAGAUGAACCCACCCAAGUUCGAGAAGAUCGAAGACAUGGCAAACAUGACCUACUUGAACGAGGCCUCUGUCUUGCACAACUUGAAAUCACGUUACACCUCGGGUUUGAUCUACACAUACUCCGGCCUGUUUUGCGUGGCCAUCAACCCCUACCGUCGUCUGCCCAUUUACACCCAGAAGAUCAUCAACGUCUACAGAGGCAAAAGGAGGGCUGAGAUGCCCCCUCAUCUCUUCUCCAUCUCUGACAACGCCUACCAGAACAUGUUGCAAGACCGUGAGAACCAGUCUAUGUUGAUUACUGGCGAGUCUGGUGCCGGAAAGACUGAGAACACCAAAAAGGUAAUCAUGUACUUCGCCAACGUCGCCGCUGGUCAGCAAAAGAAAGACGAGGCUAGCGAUGAAGCCAAGAAGGCGGCCGCAGCUGGAGGCGCCCCAGUGAAAAAGCAGGGCACCCUCGAGGAUGCCAUCGUGCAGGCCAACCCUGUACUGGAGGCCUAUGGCAACGCUAAGACAACCCGUAACAACAACUCGUCCCGAUUCGGUAAAUUCAUCCGUAUUCACUUCGGUACCCAAGGCAAAAUCGCUGGUGCUGACAUUGAAACAUAUCUGCUCGAGAAAUCUCGUGUGACCUUCCAGCAGCCAGCCGAGAGAAACUACCACAUCUUCUACCAGCUUCUCACACCAGCCAUCCCAACACUGCACGAGAAACUGCUUGUCAGCCCCGAUCCCGCCCUGUACGCCUUCAUCAACCAAGGAUCCCUUAUUGUCGAUGGUAUUGAUGACUUGGAGGAGAUGAAAAUCACAGAUGACGCUUUUGAUGUUCUGGGCUUCACUCAAGAGGAGAAACAAUCUCUGUACAAGUGCACUGCCGCCAUCAUUCACUUCGGUGAAAUGAAAUUCAAGCAGAGGCCCAGAGAAGAGCAGGCCGAAGCUGACGGCACUGCCGAGGCUGAGAAAGUCGCUUUCCUUCUUGGUAUCAACGCUGGAGAUUUGUUGAAGGGUCUCCUGAAACCAAAGAUCAAGGUCGGAGCUGAGUACGUUACACAAGGACGUAACUUGAAUCAAGUUACCUAUUCCGUGGCUGCCUUGGCCAAAUCUCUGUACGACCGCAUGUUCUUGUGGCUGGUCAAGCGUGUCAACAAGACAUUGGACACCAAAAACAAACGCCAGUUCUUCAUUGGUGUACUGGACAUUGCCGGCUUUGAGAUCUUUGACUUCAACAGCUUCGAGCAGCUCUGCAUCAACUACACCAACGAGCGUCUCCAGCAGUUCUUCAACCAUCACAUGUUCAUUCUAGAGCAGGAAGAAUACAAGAAGGAAUGCAUCGACUGGGAGUUCAUUGACUUCGGUAUGGACUUGCAGGCCGCCAUCGAUCUGAUUGAGAAGCCCAUGGGCAUCUUGUCCAUCCUGGAAGAAGAGUGCAUGUUCCCCAAGGCUGAUGACAAAUCCUUCUUUGAGAAGCUGAACAACAACCACUUGGGCAAGUCCAAGAACUACGGCAAGGCCAGCAAACCCAAGAAGGCUGGUGUCGCCGAGGCUCACUUUGAGCUGCAUCACUACGCCGGAAGUGUGCCCUACAACAUCUGUGGCUGGCUAGAGAAGAACAAGGAUCCACUGAACGAGACUGUGGUUGAGCUGCUUGGUCAGUCCAAGGAGCCACUUGUGUCAAUGCUGUUCGCCCCACCAGAAGGUGCCGGAGAAGAUGGUACCACCACAACAAAAGUAACACAGAGAAAGAAAGGUGGCAGCUUCAUGACUGUGUCCUAUUUGCAUAAGGAAUCCCUGAACAAACUGAUGAAGAAUUUGUACAGCACUCACCCUCACUUCGUGCGUUGUAUCAUCCCCAACGAGUUCAAGCAGCCUGGUGAGAUCGACUCCCACCUGGUUAUGCACCAGCUCCAAUGUAACGGUGUACUGGAAGGCAUCCGUAUCUGCCGUAAAGGUUUCCCCAACAGAAUCAUCUACUCUGAGUUCAAACAACGUUACUCCAUCCUGGCCCCCAACGCCAUUCCACAAGGCUUCGUCGAUGGCAAGAAAGUCACUGAGAACAUUCUCUUGGCCCUCCAGAUGGACCCCGCUGAAUACCGUCUUGGUACAACAAAGGUCUUCUUCAAGGCUGGUGUCCUGGGUACCCUUGAGGACAUGCGUGACGAGCGUCUGUCCAAGAUCAUCUCCAUGUUCCAGGCCAACAUCCGUGGCUACCUGAUGCGCAAAUCUUACAAGAAACUCCAAGACCAGAGAGUCGGCUUGAGUGUGAUCCAGAGAAACAUCCGUAAAUGGCUGGGACUGAAGAACUGGCUCUGGUGGAGACUCUACGUCAAGGUCAAGCCUCUCCUGAACGUCGCCCGCGCUGAGGACGACAUGAAGAAGAAAGAGGAAGAGCUGGAGAAGACCAAGGUCGAGCUGGAGAAGACUGAGAAACUCCGCAAGGAACUUGAGGAACAGAACGUCAGUCUGCUCCAGGCCAAGAACGAUCUGUACAUCCAACUCCAGGCCGAGCAGGACAACUUGAUUGACGCCGAGGAGAAGAUUGAGAAACUCAUCUCCCAGAAGGUCGAGUACGAGCAGCAGAUCAAGGAGAUGGAGGAGAGGCUCUUGGAUGAGGAGGACGCCGCCGCCGAGCUGGAAGAAAAGAAAAAGAAGAUGGAAGCCGAGAACAAAGCUCUUAAGGAGGACAUCGAAGACCUGGAGAACUCUUUGGCUAAGGCCGAACAAGAGAAACAGACCAAAGACAACCAGAUCAAGACACUCCAAGACGAGAUGGCCGCUCAGGACGAACAGAUCAGCAAGUUGAACAAAGAGAAGAAGAACAUGGAGGAAGUGCAGAAGAAGACACUGGCCGACCUCCAGGCUGAGGAGGACAAGGUCAACCACUUGAACAAACUCAAGGCCAAACUGGAACAGACCCUGGACGAGUUGGAAGACAACCUGGAACGUGAGAAGAAGGUCCGCGCUGAUGUGGAGAAAGCCAAGAAGAAGCUGGAACAGGAUCUGAAGAGCACCCAGGAAACUGUCGAAGAUCUGGAGAAGGCCAAGAGAGAAUUGGAAGAAAAUGUCAGGAGGAAGGACAUGGAAAUCAAUGGUCUCAACUCCAAACUCGAAGACGAACAGAACCUUGUUGCUCAACUCCAAAGAAAGAUCAAAGAACUCCAGGCUCGUAUUGAAGAGUUGGAAGAGGAACUUGAAGCAGAACGUCAAGCCAGAGCCAAGGUUGAGAAGCAGCGCACUGAGUUGUCCAGGGAAUUGGAAGAGCUGGGUGAGCGCCUUGACGAGGCUGGUGGUGCAACUGCUGCCCAGGUUGAGCUGAACAAGAAACGCGAACAGGAGCUCCUGAAACUCCGCCGCGACCUUGAGGAGUCCGCCCUCCAGCACGAGGCUCAGAUCUCCACUCUGCGCAAGAAGCAACAGGAUGCCGCCAACGAGCUUGCUGACCAGAUUGACCAGCUCCAGAAAGUCAAGACCAAGAUUGAGAAAGAGAAAUCCCAGUUGAAAUCAGAGGCCGAUGACCUCCGUGCACAACUUGAGCAUGGCAGCAAAAACAAGGGUAUGUCUGAGAAGAUGACCAAACAAGUCGAGGCUCAGAUUUCCGAACUGAACUCCAAACUCGAUGCUGCCAACAGACAGAUCCAGGAGCUCCAGGGCCAGAAGAACCGUGCUGCUCAGGAGAACGCCGACCUGACCAGACAGCUGGAGGAGGCCGAACACAAAGUUGGCGCCCUCACCAAGGAGAGAACCGCCCUGGCCACACAGCUCGAGGAGACCAAGAGGCAACUCGAGGAUGAGACUCGCGCUCGCCAGAAACUCGCCUCUGAGUUGCGCAACUUGCAAGCCGACCUUGAUGCCCUUCGCGAACAAUUAGAGGAAGAGCAGGAAGGCAGAGCAGACCUCCAGAGACAACUCAGCAAGGCCAACAACGAGGCUCAAUUGUGGAGAUCCAAAUUCGAGUCUGAAGGCACAUCUAAAUCUGAGGAAUUGGAAGAGGCCAGACGCAAACUCCAGGCCAAACUUAACGAUGCUGAACAAGCUGCUGAAGCUGCAAACCUCAAAGUGGCUGCUUUGGAGAAGGCCAAGAACAGACUUCAGGGAGAACUUGAGGAUCUUAUGAUCGACGUUGAAAGAUCUAACGCCAACGCCAACAACCUUGAGAAGAAACAGCGCGGUUUCGACAAGACAAUCGCCGAAUGGCAAGCCAAGGCCAACGACCUCCAAGCCGAACUCGAGAAUGCCCAGAAAGAGGCCAGAGGAUACUCUGCUGAGCUCUUCAGACUCAAGGCUCAACUUGAGGAAGCUCACGACCAGACUGAAGCCCUCCGCCGUGAAAACAAGAACCUCGCCGAUGAGAUCCACGACUUGACUGAUCAACUUGGAGAGGGAGGCCGCAGCACACACGAAAUCGAGAAAUCUCGCAAACGUCUUGAGCUUGAGAAAGAAGAGCUCCAAGCCGCCUUGGAGGAAGCCGAAUCCGCCCUUGAGCAGGAAGAGGCCAAGGUCAUGCGUGCACAGCUCGAGAUUGCAUCCGUCAGAACAGAGAUCGACCGCCGCAUUCAGGAUAAGGAAGAAGAGUUCGAGAACACACGCCGCAACCACCAACGUGCCAUGGAUUCCAUGCAAGCCAGCUUGGAGGCUGAGGCCAAGGGUAAAGCCGAGGCUCUCCGCAUCAAGAAGAAACUUGAACAAGACAUCAACGAACUCGAGGUUGCCCUUGACCAGGCCAAUCGCGGAAAAGCUGAAUUCGAGAAGAACGUCAAGAAAUACCAACAGACGAUCAAGGAGAUGCAAACACAAAUUGAAGAUGAACAGAGACAGAGAGAGGAGGCCCGUGAAGCAUACAAUGCUGCAGAACGUCGUGCUACCAUUCUUACCGGAGAAAUUGAAGAGCUCAGAAGCGCCCUUGAACAGGCUGAGAGAGCCCGCAAGGGAGCCGAGAAUGAGCUCAACGAUGCCAACGACCGUGUUAACGAACUGUCUGCCCAGAACAGUUCCAUCCAGGGACAGAAGAGGAAGUUGGAAGGAGACAUCCAGGCCAUGCAGACCGACCUUGAUGAACUCAGUAACGAGCUCCGUGCCUCAGAGGAGCGCGCCAAGAAAGCCAUGGCUGAUGCUGCCAGACUUGCAGAUGAACUCCGACAGGAACAAGAGCACAGUUUGCAAGUCGAGAAAUUGAGGAAAGGUCUUGAAGGUACCCUUAAAGAUCUGCAAGUACGUCUUGAUGAGGCUGAAGCCCAGGCACUCAAGGGAGGCAAGAAGAUGAUCCAGAAACUUGAACAGAGAGUCAGGGAACUCGAGACAGAGCUGGACAACGAACAACGCCGUCACGCUGAGACCCAGAAGAACAUGCGCAAAGCUGACCGUCGCCUUAAAGAACUCGCCUUCCAGUCUGACGAAGACCGCAAAAACCAGGAACGUCUCCAGGAUCUGGUCGACAAACUGCAGAACAAGAUCAAGACCUACAAGAGACAAGUUGAAGAAGCUGAGGAGAUUGCUGCCAUUAACUUGGCCAAAUACCGCAAAGUGCAGACAGAACUUGAGGACGCCGAGGAGAGAGCUGACUCUGCUGAGGGUUCAUUGUCCAAACUAAGAGCGAAGAACAGGAGCUCUGUGUCUGUUUCACGCACCAGUGCAUCACCAGGGUUCGCAGGUCCCAGCUCCGCCAGCAGAGGGCUAAGCACAGAUCGCACCGCACGUGCGCCAUCUCAAUCCUAAACUUUUCUCCUUAGCUUUAUUGCAAAUUUGUUUGUGCGAGUCUCCACUACUUUAUCAACUUACAUGAAACCUUCAACUUUCAAAAACCUUCAACACCAUUCGUUUACUGAGGCACAUCACUCGAGAGCGCCGGGCUGGAUCAAGUCGGAAAUGACGUGAUACUCGUCAAGAUGGCGGAACAUCCGGGCGAGCAUCCCAGCAUCCUCACUGACCCAGCUGUCAUGGCUGCUUUUUCUUUUUUUUUUUUUUUUCAAAUUUCAUUUUUAUUCGUUUGUCUGUUGUUUUUUUUUUUCUCUAUGCAAUCUUAACCAUUCAUCUUUCUCUUGUUGUCAAGAUAUUGUAAAAUAAUAGUAAUUAAAAAAAAACAAACCCCGACAAACUCAGAAACCGCCCCUUUUGUGCCAAGGGAGGUAAUUGUGUAUAGAAGAUAAACCAAGUAUCAAAUGAUAAGAACUCUUUUAUUAUGAAUGGAUGGACAAUGGAUUUAUUUUAAUAUUGUGAAUAUAUUUUAUUUCUUUAUUUAUAUGACAAAUGUUUUUAAAUAAACUAUUUAGUUUGCAACGAACUGUUUUGUUUUUUGGCUGUGUGUUGAGUAUUAGAAGAUAAAUACCUUUUUUUUUUCCCGUUCAUAAUUGUCUUCGUUUGUUUGCGUUAUAUUUCUCUUUUGUAAAGUACUAUAUAUAUAUAUACAAAACAUAAAGACGGUGUCUGGCCUAUAUACCAAGCAUAAUGUUAUGAUAUAUGGGUCAGUUAUUUUUUGUUUGAUCAAUUUUUGUUUUAAAGAAUCUCCCUUUAUAAUUGUAUGCACAGACCCAGGCGUGACUUAGUAUUUCAUUUCUUCAUCCUAGACUUAGUGUUGUAGAUAUGUAAUUGGUUAGGAAAACAAAUAUGGCUGCCAUGUAACUUCUGCUGCGACAUACUUCCGGUUACAAUGUAAAUUAUCCCAGUGAGCUUUGCUUUCAAGACAUUUGAAUACAAAAUAACAAGCAGACAUGGCUUUGCUUUAUUAUAUAUUCAUAGAUAUAUAUAUAUAUGUAUUGACAUCAUAAGUUAUACAGAUGUUAAAAAAAUAUAUGCUCGGACGUUGGCUAGUUUGAAAUAACGAAUAUAAAAUGACCACUCAUAUAAGACCUGUAACUACUAAUACGUAAUAUAGUGUGCUGGCUUUGAUUUGUAUUGUUAUAAAUGUAAACGAAUGCUUGCUCAAAGUUCACUGCGACCUAUUUAUACCAUUUCGGCACUUGCCACAGAAGCCUUAUGUUAAGUAUGAAGAAGCAGACAUAGCUAGUCCACCAAUCAGAUUCAGAGAAAAGUUUUGACCUUUCGUUUCUUUAUGACUUUAAAAAAAAAAAUUAUAUUUAUGUACGUCACUGUGUAUGCUGACAGGCGUUAGACCUGAACCAGUUUAUUUAUUGAAUAAACACGAUGAAUGCUA